Messenger RNA from Mycena indigotica, 3321 nucleotides. Its product is annotated as 5'-3' exoribonuclease. The coding region runs from base 34 to 3321 and encodes 1095 amino acids. Gene Ontology annotation, biological process: nuclear-transcribed mRNA catabolic process. Gene Ontology annotation, cellular component: nucleus. The record is from RefSeq and is a predicted model, not a curated record. The transcript has 16 exons. Gene Ontology annotation, molecular function: RNA binding; 5'-3' RNA exonuclease activity; zinc ion binding. NCBI's taxonomy places the organism in Eukaryota, Fungi, Basidiomycota, Agaricomycetes, Agaricales, Mycenaceae.
CACGACUACUCACGACUCCACCCAGAGCGAACUAUGGGUGUCCCAGCGCUUUUCCGCUGGCUCAGCAAAAAGUACCCUAAAAUCAUCUAUCCCGUUGUCGAAGAGGAGGAAAUUGAAGUUCCCGGCGAGGAUGGCGCUAUCACCAGCAUACCCGUUAAUAUGUCUAUGAACAACCCAAACGGAAAGGAAUUCGAUAACUUAUAUCUCGACAUGAACGGUAUUGUCCACCCUUGUACACACCCGGAAGGGAGACCGGCUCCCGAAACUGAACAAGAGAUGAUGAUUGAAAUUUUCAAGUACACUGAGCGUGUUGUCAAUAUGGUUCGGCCUCGGAAACUGCUUUUCAUGGCCAUUGACGGUGUCGCUCCUCGAGCCAAAAUGAACCAACAACGCUCGCGUCGUUUCCGAGCUGCCCAAGAUGCAAAAGACAAGGAGAUUGCGCGCCAGGAGUCCAUUCUGCUGUGGAAAGAAAUGGGCAAGGAAAUAACCGACUUCAACGAAAAGCAAGGCUGGGAUACCAAUGCUAUCACGCCUGGCACACCGUUCAUGGACCUUUUGGCUGCCUCUUUGCGCUAUUGGGUGGUUCAUAAACUGAAUACAGACCCAGGUUGGAAAAAUAUUCAAGUUUUAAUUUCCGACGCAGGAGUACCUGGAGAAGGAGAACACAAAAUCAUGGACUUCAUCCGACGGCAACGCAUCAAUCCUGACUACAACCCCAACACAAAGCACGUUAUAUAUGGACUGGAUGCGGAUCUUAUCAUGCUCGGCAUAGCCACCCACGAGCCGAACUUUUGGGUGUUGCGUGAGGACGUAUUCGCGGACGCUAACAGCACGGCCUGUCGCAAAUGUGGGCAAGAGGGACACUAUGCAGCGAACUGUACUGCCCCUGAGCCCGUAGAGCAAAUAAAGAAGACCCCCGACGCAAAAAAACCAUUUAUUUUCCUCGACAUUGCUAUUCUGCGAGAGUAUCUUGAAGUUGAACUGGACGUCCCAGAAAUCUAUUUCCCUUUUAACUUCGAACAAGCUGUUGAUGAUUGGGUCUUACUCAUAUUCUUUGUCGGCAACGACUUCCUCCCCCAUCUCCCUUCUCUUGAGAUUCGUGAAGGCGCCAUUGACACGCUUUUGAGGAUUUGGAAGCAAGAACUUCCUAGAAUGGGCGGCUAUAUCACCAACCAUGGGCAUAUGGUUUUGGAUCGCGCGCAAAUCAUUCUCGAAGGACUUGCUCAAAGGGAAGAUGACAUCUUCCGGCGGAGGCGUGAAACCGAGACUCGUCAAGACGAAAAUGCAAAGCGACGUAAGUUGGAAGCAGAUAGUCGAAAGAGAAUCAAGCCAUCAUCUUCAUUGUCCCUCACUGCUCUACCCACUGCCCCUACUCCUGUUCAUCAUCCUCUGCCUGCUCGCCCUAAUUUUGCUGCGAAUGCCGAUACGAUGGGCUUUGGUGCCCCGGCCACAACUCAGACUGUCGCCCAAAAUGCUCCUAUUGCUGCCCAAGCCCUUGCGGGGUCUAACCAUGAUGUUGUCGCCAAUCGUCGUGCCAUUCGAAUGGCUAAUAUGAGUGCUGCUGAGAUGCUUAAGGCCGAGCUCGCUGGAGCAGUGCCUGUCAAGCCUAAUCUGUCUCUGCCUCCAAAACCUGUCACAGAUCUCAGUCCCAUUCCCAUUCCUAUUCCCAUUCCUAUCCCCCCACCUCCUUCCACAACUGAGCCCGAAGAUGAAGGGGUUCCCGGCCUUGGGACUGUUCGCUCUCCAACAACAGUCGAGACUCAUGUCGCCACUGAGUCAACCAUGACCGAAAUGAUAGAUGAGCCGAGCUUGGACAAUAACUUGGCCGAUAGCGAUGUACCCAUGAAUGGCGACGCCUCCCCUAAUAGUGGGCCAAAACGCAAACUAGCUGAUGUCGAGCAAGAAGAAGAGACUGUAGAGGACACUUUUGCUGCUGAAGAUGACGACGGUGACGUCCCUGCCAAUACGUCCGUCAAACUGAAAGUCAAUGCGGAUGGCACUGUCGAUCAAGAAGACACCGUCAAACUUUGGGAACCAGGUUACCGUGAAAGAUAUUAUGCCCAAAAAUUCCCAGAUGACGUUGGGGAUCCCAAUCUAAAGACAAGGAUUACGAAAGCUUACAUCGAGGGACUGUGCUGGGUGCUCCACUAUUAUUAUCAGGGCACUCCGUCCUGGCAAUGGUUUUAUCCCUAUCAUUUUGCCCCAUUCGCGGCCGAUUUCGUCGAUGUCAAAGAUAUGGGAAUUAGCUUCAACAUCGGUCGUCCCUUCAAGCCUUUCGAGCAGCUUAUGGGCGUCUUCCCUGCUGCCAGUCGUAAACAAAUACCCGCUGUUUUCCAUGAGUUGAUGACCAACCCACUUUCGCCGCUGAGGGGAGGCUCAAACAAGGAAAACGUUCCAUCUGUCGAUUUCUACCCCGAGGAGUUUCAGAUCGAUAUGAAUGGCAAGAGGAUGGCGUGGCAAGGUGUUGCGCUAUUGCCAUUCAUUGACGAGGGUGCUCUCCUGGAGAACAUGGCAAAACCUUUCGAUUUUCUGGCGGAAGAAGAUCGUCCGGCUCUCCAUUUGCCUCCAGAUAUGCCUGCGCCUGGUGCUCAUGACCCGCCGUAUUCCAUUUAUCUGACUCCCGAGGAGCGAAAGCGCAACACAUGGGGAAAUAACGUGAUAUUUGCGUCCAACGACCACCCCGUCUACCCUUUCUACGAGCAGCUUUAUGGGAAGCGCAAGAAACAGGACCCCUUACCACUCGACACGAAGCUCAGCUAUGGUAUGAGCGGCAGUGUCGCUCCCAAUCCUGACUGUAUACCUGGCUCGACAUACCCCUCUUCUUUGUCGGAGUUGAUGCCAGAUGUGAAGAAUGACCAAUCGCUAUCGGUGUACUAUUUUUUCCCGAAACAACACACACCACAUCGUUCUAUGCUGCUCCCCCGCGCUCGUGCACCGCCUCGUACGUUGAAUGCAGGAGACUUGGAAACAAAUAACCAUCCAUACCAACAGUCCCAACCGAACUACCCCCCGAGACCAGCACCACAGUACGGUCAACCACCCCAGAAUAAUUACCGUGGUUAUGGUGGGCCACCGCCCCCUCAACAAAACUACAAUUCAUAUGGCAAUGGCUACGGCGGAGGUGGCUAUGGCGGUCCUCCCAGCAGCUAUGGUAGCAACUACGGCGGGUAUGGCUCGAAUUAUCAACAGCCUCCCCCACCACCGCCCGGUAAUUAUGGAGGGUAUGGUGGAUACGGCUUAGGUCAGCCUCCUCCUGCCAAUUACAACCAACCGCGGGGAGGGUAUAAUAAUAGUUCUCGAGGGCGUGGCCGUGGAUGGUGA